AUGCGGCUCGGGAAGUGCCGGGUCAGAAGCGAGUUUACGGACCCCGUGCCGUUAGCGAGACGGGCCAACAGCAGCAGCAACGGUGGUACUGCCGAAACCGCACCUCCACAGCAUUCCACCUCUCCCACCACCACCGCCACCGCCGCCGACAGCAGCAGCAUGCUUCCGUCCGCCCCGGCUCCGCCCAUCCUCAUCUUCACCGUCCCUGCGUGCCGCUACUGCCGCCAAGCCAAGGCGCUGCUCGCGUCUAACGGCCUCGCCUACAGUGAAUGCUCCGUCGCCCUCGACAACCCCCCUCCUGCCGCCGUCGCUGCCGCUGCCGAUGCUGCCGCUACUACCGCUGCGCCUCUGGGCUCCUCCCCCUCGUCCUCGGCUGUGGUUUCCGCGGCAGAGGCGCGAGCGGCGCUGGCGGAGGCGUCAGGCAUGCGCACAGUGCCUGUAAUCUACGUUGGCGGGCGGCUGGUUGGCGGAUUUGACGACCUGGAACAGCUUGUGACCAGCAACAAGAUACAGGAUCUCCUUGCCUCCCCCCCUGACCCACUCCCGCCUGCCCUCAUUCCUUUGCUCAGCCUCAAACCUGCUGCAUCGAGCGACUCAGAGGCAGAAGCAGCAGCAGGGGCAGCAGCGGCGGCAGGGGCAGCAGGAGGUGCGGAAGGAGGGGCGGAGGUGUGGCCUGGAUUGAGUCGGGAGCUCAUAGCAGUGUUUGAGAAAAUGGCAGCAGGGGAGGGGGAGGGAGGGGUGAGGCGAGAGGAGGUGAAGGAGGGCCUGUUGGGAGCGCACAAGAGCGUGGUGUCCGGUGCUGCCAUUGUUGCAUGGCUCAAAGCGAACAUGCCUCCACCAGAAAACGCAGAGGGAGAUGGUGAAGCAGCAGCAGUGGGGUUGGCAGAGAAACUGGCAGCAGCAGAUCUCAUUCACCACAUCACCUACUCACAGCCCUUUACCAACAAACCCAAUGUUUUCUUCCGCCUCCUGCCCGACGAGCUGCCCGAAAGCACCGCGCUUAACGCGCGCCCGAUCUUCCUCCGGUCUGCGCAGGCGGCGUCGGUUGUUGCUAGCGGGCUGCGGGCGGCAACUGUGCGGAUGUACGAGGAGGCACUGUCACUGGACGGGGGUGGCGUGAGCUACAAGCGUCUGGCGGCGUCAGAUGCAUUCAAGGAGUAUGUGCGAGCCGCUGCGGAACUGCAAAAGGUGGAUGUGCUUGCGCUGCCGCGGCCCCACCGCAAGGCCUUCUGGAUCAACAUUUACAACUCCCUCGUGCUGCACGCCACGCUCGCACUCGGCCCACCCCAAUCCGCACUCGACCGCAAGCGCUUCUUCUCCAACUCCUCCUACCUCAUCGCCGGCCAUACCUUCUCUCUUGACGGUAUAGAGCACGGGAUUCUGCGCGGUAACCGUGCGACCAUCGGGUUGCCGUUCUUUCCGGGAAAGCGCCCGUUUGGAGGGUCAGAUCCGCGGAGAUUUUAUUCGCUGCCGCCCGCCGACCCGAGGAUUCAUUUUGCCCUGAACUGCGGUGCGCGGUCGUGCCCUCCGAUCCGUCUCUUUUCGGGGGAUGCAAUUGACAGUGAAUUGGAUACUGCUGCUGGUGCGUUUCUGGAAGGGGAUGUGCAGGUGGUGGUGGAUGGGAAGAAGAGUGGAGGGAAGGAGAAGGAUGGAGGAGUGGGAGGUGAGUUGGUGCUAGAGGUUACCAAGUUGUUGGAUUGGUAUGGGGUGGAUUUCGGAGAGAAUGAGGAGGCAAAGGUGCAGUGGAUACUGCCAUUUCUUAAAGCACAAGUGAGGGCUCAGGUGGAGGGUGCGUUGGCUGCUGGGAAGGCGGUGCGUUUGCAGAAACUCGUUGCUUCCACAGCCGCCGCCGUUGCCGCUGCUGUCACAGCAGCUGCUGUUGCUGGCGCUGCUGCUGCUGCUGCGCACGGGGGUGGUACCGCUGGUGCUGCUGUCGUGGCGCCGUUUGAUUCGUCCACGUUGCCACCCGCCGUGGCGGCGAUGAUGUCAGCAGUACUGCACAAGAUUCAGGAGGCGAUUGGGGAGGAAUUAAUUGAGCGAGGAGGGAGAGUGGAAUCAAACACUGGUGCUGGCACUGCUGUUGGUGCUGGUGGUGCUGCAGCGCCGGGUGGUGUUGGUGAUGCUGGUAGUGCAAAAGGGGGCGGUAAGACGGACGAUUUUCUGAAGCGAUUUGAGAGUCCGGACGGGAGGUCGACAGGGGCCAUUCUCAUGCGCGCAGGCAAGGCAUCACAGGAGCCAUCCAGCCCUGCGGGUCGGAAGGUGGACCGUCUCUUGGCAUCAUGGCUGCACUGCCCGCUCCCCAUGGCCUCUCUCGCCUUUGCCACACUCACAGUGCUCAUGGGACCGGCCACUGAUGCCCCCCACCUACUCUUUGAAUUUAUCUUCUCUGGCCCUCCCGUCGACCAAUCGGCUGUUGCCACGCUGCAGCACUCUGGUUCCGCUGCAGCUGCACAUGCUACCCAUGCUGCUAGCGCUGCCCAUACCGCUGGCGCUGCUCAUGCUGCUAACGCUGCCCAUGCUGCCAGUGCAGCUGGCGCUACUUCUGCUUCUGCUGAAGAUGCAGGAGGGGGAACUGCUGCCUCCCCGGCUCCUGCUGUAUCCUCAGCGUUCAACCAGCUGACAGUGGUGAUGGAUGUGAUUGCACGGAAGGACCUUGUAGCAGAUGCAGAGUACAGGCAGCGAGUCUAUGAGACCUCUCAGCUGGCUCGUCUGUGGGCGCAGUGUGCUGCCAACAAGAGGCUUGAGCCAUUCUCCCCAGCCACACUCUUCCUGCGUGCUGCUCUCUCCCCAACUGCGCUGCUCUUCUCACUCAAGCCUACACCGACCACCACCACCGACAGCAACAGUUCUGUUGUAGCGACCGACGCCUCUCCUGGCAAACCAAGGGCAAGCAGUGAGAAGCCAGCACACUCUGGAGCUGUCCCACAGCAGCAGUCAGCAGGUCCACAUGAGAGUGCUGAUUGGCUGUCUGAAACAGUGGAAGAAAUUGUUUGCCCUCUUGCAAAGGAUGUGCUGUCUUCAUGGUUGGAAGCUGCUGGCAGUGCAAAAGCUGUUGGAGGGGAAGAUGAGCAGCACGUGCUUCUGGCAAGAGAUAAGGCGAUUGUGGAGUGUGGCAUUCAAGUGGAUCUAACCAGUAAUCUCCCGCAUUUGUUUGGGCAGAAAAUCACCGACGAAAUAGUGGAUGUGUUUAGGAACCUGUAA
Closterium sp. Naga37s-1 is the source of this 3201-nucleotide messenger RNA. The record is from the annotation of a GenBank genome assembly. NCBI's taxonomy places the organism in Eukaryota, Viridiplantae, Streptophyta, Zygnematophyceae, Desmidiales, Closteriaceae.